Molecule: messenger RNA, 20782 nt
Organism: Sphaeramia orbicularis (orbiculate cardinalfish)
Lineage: Eukaryota; Metazoa; Chordata; Actinopteri; Kurtiformes; Apogonidae
Gene: hmcn1
Product: hemicentin 1
Exons: 107
Coding region: 1-16875 (5624 amino acids)
Biological process (GO): homophilic cell-cell adhesion; synapse organization
Cellular component (GO): axon; plasma membrane; neuronal cell body
Molecular function (GO): calcium ion binding; axon guidance receptor activity
Source: RefSeq, a predicted model, not a curated record
AUGGGCCCUGGACUGCUGUGUGUGUGUCUGGCACUGGCUGUGCCUCUGUCCGGGGGACAGGACCCAGGACCCGGGUCCGCGAAGGAGGACAUCCCCGAGGGCGCAUCCACCCUGGCGUUCGUGUUCGAUGUGACCGGAUCCAUGUACGAUGACCUGGUCCAAGUGAUCGAAGGCGCAUCCAAGAUUCUGGAGACCUCCCUGAGCAGACCCACCAGACCCCUGUACAACUUCGCCCUGGUGCCCUUCCAUGACCCAGAGAUUGGACCUGUAACGAUCACGACAGACCCCAAGAAGUUCCAGUAUGAGCUGAGAGAGUUGUAUGUUCAGGGAGGUGGUGACUGUCCAGAGAUGAGCAUCGGUGCCAUUAAGAUCGCCCUGGAAAUCUCCCUUCCUGGAUCCUACAUUUACGUCUUCACAGAUGCCCGUUCUAAAGACUACAAACUGACCCACGAAGUCCUGCAGCUGAUCCAACAGAAACAGUCACAGGUUGUGUUUGUGCUGACGGGCGACUGCGAUGACAGGAGUCACAUCGGCUACAAGGCUUAUGAGGAGAUAGCCUCCACCAGCUCUGGGCAGGUCUUUCAUCUUGACAAGAAACAGGUCAAUGAGGUUCUGAAAUGGGUGGAGGAGGCUGUACAGUCAUCUAAGGUCCACCUGCUGUCCACUGAUCACUUUAGUGGGGUCAGCAACACAUGGCAGAUGCCCUUUGACCCCAGCCUGAAGGAAGUCACUGUGGCCCUCAGCGGUCCAGCACCUGACAUCGAGAUAAAAAACCCCCAAGGGAAGAUCAUGGGGAAGAGUGACGGCCUGACUGAGCUCUUGCACAUUCCCAACUCUGCCAAAGUUGUCAACAUCAAGGACCCACAGCCUGGAAUGUGGUCUAUCAAGACAUCUAGUGAAGGAAGACAUUCAGUUCGUAUCUCAGGCCUCAGCACCAUCGACUUCAGAGCCGGAUUUUCCAGGAAACCCAUGCUGGACUUCAAAAAAACCUCCAGUAGGCCAGUUCAAGGGAUUCCCACCCACAUCCUGCUCAACACCACUGGGCUUUCCCCUCCUGCUCGAGCUGACAGGCUGGAGCUUCUGUCAAUCACAGGGAGUAUCAUCAAAACUUUGCCAAUUCGCUACUACCCCGACCGGGAACCAUACGGCCUCUGGAACAUCACAGAGUUUGUCCCACCCAAUGAAGCCUUUUUCCUACGAGUGACGGGUUACGACAAAGACGGUUUCCUGUUUCAGAGAGUGUCCAGUGUUUCCUAUUCAAGUAUUGUACCUGAUGCUCCUAAGGUGAUCAUGCCCACCACAACUCAUGGGUAUUACCUUCAGAGAGGAGCUGUGAACUGCCAGGUCGAGAGCCUGAUCCCCUUCACUUUACGCUUCAGCAGAGAUGGAAGACGACUCGGGGUCGACCAGCUCUUCAGUGAGUCUGACAGAGCAUCAUUUGAGAUAGCCCAGGUUUCUUUAAAGGACGAGGGAUAUUACGAGUGUAUCGCUAUCAGCAGCGCCGGGACAGGACGAGCGCGCACCUUCCUGGAUGUGUCAGAACCACCUCCAGGUAUCACAACUCAGGGCAAUGUAACCGCCUCCCCCGGCUCCAACGCCGUCCUCACCUGCCACGUUGUGAGCACUGUCACCUUCAACCUCACGUGGCUGAGAGGAGGUCACGACCCCCGCCUGGACCACCGGGUGCAGAUCCUGUCCAACCUGUCACUACAAGUGUCCGCUGUGAGUCCAGACCACUCAGGCUGGUACGAAUGCAUCGCUGCCAAUGAGGGAGGGUUGACGGCAGAGCGGAUCUACCUCACUGUACAAGAGGUGCCCAGAGUGUCAGUGCAGCCCAGAAACCAGACUUUUACGACAGGAGAAGAAGUGAGAAUCAAGUGUUCUGCCAGCGGUUACCCUCCUCCACGCCUGCUCUGGACCCACAACGACAUGUUCAUCAUGGCCUCCAGCAGACACAGAAUGACUCCUGAUGGUACGCUGAUUAUAAAAAACACACAACAGAAGGAUGGAGGAGUUUAUGGCUGUUUGGGCAGCAACCAGGCCGGAACAGACACUAUGACCUCCAUCCUCACUUACAUUGAAUCUCCUGUGGUGACGGUGGCAUUGAGUGAACUUCUCAUCGGUAUUGGGGAAACCACCAUCAUGGCCUGUUCAUCAUCUGGAGUCCCCCAACCUGAGAUCUGGUGGUACAAAGGUGAUCUCCAGCUGCAGCCUUCAUCUGUACUGGAUAUAAACAGACUGGAGGGGACGCUGACCAUCAAGAAGACCCUGGACACUGAUGCUGGGGAAUACACCUGUGUGGCUGUAAACACUGCCGGCACGUCAUCAGGGAAGAUCUCCUUAGAUGUAGGAGAUGUCCCCACGUUUUCACGGGAACCAUCAGACUUGGCCAUGGACAUCGGCUCUAAUGUGACCCUGCCAUGCCAGGCCCAGGGCCAUCCUGAACCACAGCUCACCUGGAGGAGAGACGACGGAGUCCCUCUAUUCAACAGACCCCGUCUACACGGAGUUAUCACACAGAGCAAAGGGAAUCUACAUAUCACCAAUCUGUGGGUGGAUGAUGAGGCUGUGUACAUCUGUGAAGCUCAAAACCACUUUGGUAGAAUUCAGAGUGCGGCCAGAGUCACAGUGACUGGACUGGUUUCACCGGUCAUUGCGGUGAGUCCAGCUGUUCUCAGUGUGGUCAAGGAUCAACAGGUCACUUUGCCAUGUGUCCUGCUUGCUGGGAAUCCACUGCCUGAGCGACAGUGGUUACAUAACUACGGCCUGGUGACCUCAGACCAGUAUUUGACAGUGAGGAGAGACGGGAGUUUGCAUAUUGACAGAGUUCGAUUGGACGACGCCGGUGACUACACUUGUUUGGCUGAGAACGUUGUUGGAGCCACCAACCACACCACAACUGUCAAUGUCUAUGUGAUUCCCACCAUUCAGCACGGCCCUCAGGUUUUCAGCACAAUUGAGGGAACACCCAUCUCUCUGCCCUGUCGAGCCAAUGGAGUCCCCUCCCCUUACAUUACAUGGGCAAAGGGUGGGGAGCUGCUGAACUUGGGUGGUCCGGCCUUCUCCUUGGAUUCUGACGGAAGCCUCCUCAUCGCCUCCCCUUCUGGUAACGAGACUGGAGAGUUCAUCUGCACAGCAACCAAUGCCGCUGGCUUCGCCUCCAGGAAGGUUCAGCUCACUGUCUACGUUCGCCCCAGAUCUAGUACUGAUGGCACUGGAGCUCCUGCAGAACCACUAAAGACGUCAGUGAUCGAGGGUGAGGAUGUCAUCCUGCCCUGUGAGGUCCACAGUGUGCCCCCUCCCACCAUCAGCUGGGCCAAGGAACGGCAGCUCAUUUCCCCUUUCUCUCCUCGGCACACUCAGCUGUCCUCUGGGUCACUGAAGAUUUUGGAAACCAGAGUCUCAGACAGUGGACUGUAUGUGUGUGUUGCCUCUAACAUUGCUGGUAACCUUACACAGUUCAUUGAGCUGAGUGUUUUGGUGCCUGCCAGUAUUCAGCCUGGUCCCAGAGUAAUGAAGGUCCAGGUGGGUCACACUGUGGAGCUGCCCUGUGUGGUUCAAGGUUUCCCAGAGCCCCUCCUCACCUGGACAAAGGAUGGUCAGAGGUACCCCGUCUCACCUGAUGGCAGCCUGAUUCUGAACAAUGUGGGUCUGGGUGAUGAGGGAACGUAUACCUGCACGGCUACCAACACUGCAGGAAGAGAUGAGGCUCGAAUUCGGCUUCUAGUGCAAGUGCCCCCAGUGGUAGAGGUACUGGAGCCCCCCUUCAAUAGUCCCCUGCAGGAACGAGUUGCAAACCAGCGUAUAGCUUUUCCCUGCCCUGCCAAAGGUCUUCCCAAACCAGUCAUCCGGUGGUUGCGUAAUGGUCAGGAACUCACUGGUAAUGAGCCUGGUGUCUCGAUCCUUGAGGAUGGAACGUUGUUGAUUCUGGCCUCUGUGUCGCCCCUGGACAACGGAGAGUACGUGUGUGCUGCCGUCAAUGAUGCCGGAUCCACUGAGAGGAAGUACCAGCUUAAAGUUAACGUUCCCCCAGAUUUCCGUGACGGUGAAUCACCAGGAAACUUUUCAGUGGUCCUGAACCAGCCCACCCACUUAGUGUGUGAUGUGAUAGGAAGUCCAACUCCGGUUAUCACCUGGUACAAGGAUGGGAUCCCUGUAGUUCCCAGUAACAGCAUCCAGAUCCUCGACAUGGGAAAAACCCUGAAACUACUGAAGGCAGCCAGAGAGGAUGCAGGCAGCUACAGCUGUACAGCCAUCAACAUCGCUGGCAGCACUGACAAAGACUUCUUCCUUGAUGUGCUUGUACCACCAACCAUAAUAGGAUCCGCUUCUCCUCGAGAUAUUUCAGCCAUUCUCAAACAGGAGAUCAGUCUGGAAUGCAAGGUGCAAGGGAUGCCCUUUCCCACAAUCCAGUGGUACAAGGACAGGAAGCUCAUUUUUCUUGGUGAUCCCAAUCUAGAGGUCACCAACAGGGGUCAGGUUUUAAAAAUAAAAAGUGCUCGUCUCGGUGACCAGGCCCGCUACCAGUGUAGUGUCAUGAACACAGCUGGCAAACAGUCCAGAGACUUUAACCUCAGUGUCUAUGUUCCACCCUCCAUCAAAGGAGGUAAUGUCACUACAGAAGUCACAGCUCUGUUGGACACGGUGGUGACUCUGGAAUGUGAGGCACGAGGAGUUCCGCUGCCGACGAUUACCUGGUUCCGUAACAGAGAACCCAUCCUUUCACACCGCCAGGCCCAGUAUGUGGAACGAGGACAUUUUCUGAAGAUCCCUCGAGCUCAGGCGUCAGACGCCGGCUUGUACACCUGCAGAGUGACCAGUGUGGCAGGGGUCGCCGAGAAGAGCUAUGAACUGGACGUCUACCUGCCACCUACGAUUGCAGGGGAAGAUGAUGGGCCGACUGAGAGGAAGGUGGUCCUCAGUAAACCUCUGAUCCUGGAGUGUGAGGCAGGGGGACACCCGCCCCCCUCCCUCACCUGGCUGAAGGACGGGGUUCCUGUCCGUGAUGGAGAAAGCCUUCGUGUCCUCGAACAGGGGAAGAAAAUAGAAAUCCGCUCAGCGACAGUGUCAGACUCUGGGCGCUACAUCUGUGUAGCUACAAGCAUCGCUGGGGAGAAAGAGAUCAAAUAUGACGUUAAAGUUUUAGUGCCUCCUUUCAUCGAUGGUGGAGAUGAUGUGACAGACAGCACAGUGAUAAUCAACAACCCUCUGGAGCUGGAAUGUCAAGCCACAGGGACACCCUCUCCUGUCCUCACGUGGUACAAAGAUGGAAAGCCCGUCAGACAGGGUGAGGGGUUGAGGGUUGCAUCCAGCGGCCGGCGCCUGAUUGUUUCUCGUGCUCAGGUCUCUGACACAGCUCGCUUUCAGUGUGUCGCAACUAAUGAAGCAGGAGACCAUGAGAGAGACUUCAAUGUGGUAGUCCAUGUUCCUCCAUCCAUCCGUACGACUGGACCUGCUGAACGCUCCGUGAUUCUCCAUAAGCCUAUCACUCUAGAGUGCAUUUCCAGUGGAAUACCUCCUCCCAGCAUCACUUGGCUUAAAGAUGGCCGACCUGUAGACACGACAAAGGAGCAUCUAAAGCUGGAAUCAGCAGGCAGGCUGCUGAAGAUCACAGAGGCGAGACUGGAGGAUUCUGGGAAAUACACCUGCCUGUCCACCAACGCAGCGGGUGAAGCUCAGCAGCACAUACGUCUGAGUGUCCAUGAGCCUCCCACUAUCCCCAACUCUGCAGAGAUGAUUAACCAGACCAUCCUGUCAGGUUUCCCCACUGAGCUCGAGUGCAAGGCCACAGGCAGCCCAUUACCUGCUAUCACUUGGUACAAAGAUGGCCGACCUCUGACGAGUGCAGCUGGAGUGACCAUGCUGAAGCGUGGUCAGGUGCUGGAGAUUGAAAGGGCUCAGCUGUCUGAUACUGGGAUCUACAGAUGUGUGGCGGUCAACUUGGCUGGAGUUGCUGAGAUAUCCCACAGCCUGCAGGUGUACGUGCCUCCGGUCAUCUCCAGUCGAGGUGGUACAGUUACAGUGGUGGUCAAUGAAGCGGCCAGGCUGGAAUGUGAGGCCAGCGGAGUUCCUCUGCCCAGCCUCACCUGGCUUAAAGAUGGCAGCCCUGUGGCGAGUGUUUCACAUGGCAUACAGGUUUUAUCUGGUGGCAGAGUUCUGUCUCUGAACAGCGCUCAAGUGAGUGACACAGGCAGGUACACCUGUGUGGCUGUUAAUGCAGGAGGAGAACAACAAAGAGAGUACGAGCUCAGGGUUUAUGUGCCACCUAAUAUUAAAGGUGAGGAGGUGAAUGCCACAGUGAUGCUUGGGCGUCCAGUGGAGCUGCAGUGCCAGAGCGAUGCGAUUCCCCCACCCACCCUCACCUGGCGCAAAGAUGGACGUCCACUCUUCAGGAAACCUGGUCUCACUGUGUCCGCCAAUGGAAGUCUGCUUAAGGUGAACAGUGCACAGGUGCAGGAUUCUGGCAGGUACACAUGUGAAGCCACCAAUGUUGCAGGAAAAACAGAGAAGAACUAUAACCUCAAUGUGUGGGUUUCUCCCAGCAUCCGGGGCUCAGAGGAGGUGUCUCCACUCACAGUGACUGAAGGAAAUCUCAUCACUCUGGUGUGUGAAUCCAGCGGUAUCCCACCACCAAGCCUGAGCUGGAAGAAGGAUGGAAUGGAUUUAAAGUCAGACCAACGUGUCAGGGUUCUGUCAGGAGGACGUCAGCUCCAAAUUUCCAGCGCUGAAAGGACAGACACCGCUUCAUACACCUGUACAGCCUCCAGUGCAGCUGGAAGCACCUUCAAGGAGUACAGUCUGCAGGUUUAUGUCCGCCCUUAUAUCAGACGCAGCGAGGGCGAUGCCGAUGACGUGACUGUGACAAAAGGAGGUGAUGUUACCCUACAGUGCGCUGCAGAGGGUGUACCUCGGCCAGCGGUCACAUGGCUGAAAGAUGGACGACCUAUCACUGGUCAACACGGUGCAAAAGUCCUGAACGAGGGGAGGCUGCUGCAGAUUAAAGACGCCAGGGUGUCGGACACAGGACGCUACACCUGUAUCGCUGUUAAUGUGGCAGGACAAGCUGACAGCAAACACGAUAUCAGCGUACAUGUUCCACCUGCUAUCAUUGGUCAGGUUCAGUUUCCAGAAAAUGUGAGCGUUGUAGUGAAGAACCCUGUCACUUUAAGUUGUGAAGCCUCUGGUAUCCCUCUUCCUGCCAUUACCUGGUUAAAGGAUGGUCAGCCAAUUAAAGCAACCAGCUCAGUUCGUGUCCUCUCAGGAGGGCGGAGCCUGCGUCUAAUGCAUGCUGCAGUAGAGGAUGCUGGGAGAUAUACCUGUAUUGUAUCCAACAGCGCUGGAGAAGAAAGGAAGAAUUUUGACCUUGACAUCCUCGUGCCACCAAGCAUUGUGGACGAGGGAACUGUGAUGGACACUAAAGUCAAGGAGAAACAUAACAUUACACUCUCCUGUGAGGCGUCUGGUAAUCCAGUGCCGGAGAUCAAAUGGCAGAAGGAUGGACAGCUGCUGGUGCCUGACGGACGCCACCAGGUUUUGUCUCAUGGGCGUUUUCUUCAAAUCUCUGGUGCUCAGGUUUCAGACACCGGCAGGUACAGCUGCCUGGCAUCGAACACGGCAGGGGAUCGCAGCCGGCAUUUUAACCUCAACGUCCUGGUGUCUCCUACAAUUGCUCAGUCGGGUCCUGAAGGUUCUGCAGAGGAGGUGACGGUAACCCUUAGCAGCCCCACCUCCCUUGUGUGUGAAGUCCAGUCUUACCCGCCUGCUUUGAUCACCUGGCUCAAGGACGGAUCUCCUUUUGAGUCGAGCCGCAACAUUCGAAUCCUUCCAGGUGGACGGACCCUGCAGAUUCUGAAUGCUAAAGAGGAGGAUGCAGGGAGGUACACCUGUGUGGCCACUAAUGAGGCUGGAGAGUCCCUGAAGCACUAUGAGGUCAAAGUUUAUGUUCCCCCACAGAUCAAUAAAAAUGAUAUCCCAGGAGAAGGACUAGCCCCCAAAGAGGUCAAGAUUAAGGUCAACAGCACUUUGACUUUGGAGUGUGCAGCUCAGGCCUUUCCAACACCGGCUCUGCAGUGGUACAAGGAUGGACAGAUCCUGUUGGGAGAUGACCACGUGUCCAUUACAGCCAAUGGUCGGAUUGUUCAGAUAAAACACGCCCAGGUUUCAGACACCGGCCGAUACACCUGUGUAGCCACUAACGUAGCUGGAGAGGAUGAGAAGGACUUUGAUGUAAAUAUACAAGUUCCACCUAAUUUCAACAAACCCGGUGGUGCUGGAGACACCACCUCUCCUCCAGGUAUCGGUGGGGAUGUCCGGGACGUGAUACUCAACAAUCCCAUUUCUUUGUACUGUGAAACCAAUGCUGUUCCCCCUCCAACACUCACCUGGUACAAAGACGGAAGACUGCUGAACUCCAAUGAUAAAGUUUUGAUCCUACCAGGUGGUCGAGUCUUGCAGAUUCCUAGAGCUCAGGCUGAAGAUUCAGGCAGAUACACAUGUGUGGCUGUCAACGAAGCAGGAGAAGACUCAAUUCAGUAUGACGUCAGGGUACUACUGCCUCCAAUCAUUCGAGGCUCAGACACCGACCUACCUGAUGAAGUCACUGUCCUGGUCAAUAAAACCACGCAACUGGAAUGUCAUGUGGAUGGAAACCCCGCCCCUAAGAUCACCUGGUUUAAGGACAACCAGCCAGUCAGCUCUGAUGGCCCACACAGGAUCCUUUCCAGUGGACGAACACUUCAGGUGUUGACUGCUCAGGUGUCUGACACAGGCCGAUAUGUGUGUGUGGCUGACAACGUCGCUGGCAGCGCUGAAAAAUCUUUUAACCUCAACGUUCAUGUGCCUCCCACUAUAAUCGGCCUUAAUCCAGAAAGUGUGACCGUAGUGGUGAACAACUUUGUGUCUCUCUCCUGUGAAGCUACCGGCUUCCCACCACCGACACUGAGCUGGCUAAAUGACAGAGGCCCCGUUCAGGCCAAUAGCAAUGCUCUAAUCAUGCCAGGGGGUCGUACAUUACAGAUUUUGAAAGCAAAAGUAUCGGAUGGAGGAAAGUACAAAUGUGUAGCCAUGAACGCAGCAGGAGAGGCUCAAAAACACAUCCACCUCACAGUUUUUGUUCCUCCCAGUAUUCGAGACAGUAGUGGAGGGUCUCCUGUGGUGGUAAAUGUUCUCGUUGGAAAAUCCGUAACUCUGGAAUGUGAAUCCAAUGCUGUGCCUCCCCCCACCAUCACCUGGUAUAAGAAUGGCAGAGUGGUGACAGAGUCUGCCAACCUGCACAUCCUGGCAGAUGGACAGACGCUGCAGAUCAAGGGCUCAGAGGUGUCUGAUACUGGACAGUAUGUGUGCAAGGCCACAAACGUUGCAGGUCAAGUGGACAAGAACUUCCACUUAAAUAUCUACGUACCUCCCAGCAUCGAUGGCCCGGCAGAGGAGAGUGUUGUAGAAACCAUCAGUAACCCGGUCACAUUUGCAUGUGAUGCCACAGGGAUUCCUCCUCCCAGUCUCACCUGGCUGAAGAAUGGACGCCCCAUAGAGAAUUCAGAAUCUUUGGAGAUGCACAUCUUCUCAGGAGGUGGCAAACUCCAAAUUGCUCGAUCGCAGCUUUCAGACAGCGGCACUUACACAUGUGUGGCUUCUAAUGUGGAGGGAAAAGCACGCAAGAGCUACCGCCUCACCAUACAAGUGCCUCCCAGUGUCUCUGGGUCGGAGCUGCCCAGUGAGAUGGGAGUGUUAGUGAAUGAAAGUAUCCAGCUGGAAUGUCGAGCCCGAGGAAACCCAACACCAACCAUCCAGUGGCUGAAGGACGGAGAAGCCAUCAACACCUCUACAAAUAAGGGACUCAGGAUCAGUCCAGACGGCAGCACACUCACUGUGACAUUAGCUCACACCACCGACAGUGGAAAAUACACCUGUGUGGCCACCAACUCUGCAGGAGAAGAGGACAGGAUAUUCAAUCUGAAUGUUUACGUUCCUCCUGUCAUAGAGGGACACAGUGACACAGCUGAUGAACUGACAACAGUUUUGGACAGUUCUGUCAACAUUGAAUGUGUUGCCACUGGUUCUCCUCCUCCUCAGCUCAACUGGCUGAGGAACGGCCUCCCUCUGCCCGUGUCUUCACAUAUACGGCUGCUUUCUGCUGGACAGGUGCUUCGGAUUACACGCACCCAAGUGUCAGAUGGAGGCACCUACACAUGUGUUGCAUCAAACAGAGCAGGAGUGGACAACAGACAUUAUAACCUACAAGUGCACGUCCCUCCAGGUCUGGAUGGAGCCGGGACUACUGAGGAUGUGACUGUAGUUAGAGGAAACUUAGCUGUUCUCACAUGUAUCGCUGAUGGGACCCCGACCCCGAUCAUGUCCUGGCUCAGAGGGGGGGUGAACCUGCUUCCUGACCCUCACUUUAAUUUCCUGAACCUGAAUACUACCGUACACAUCACCCAGGCCAGGGUCAACGAUACGGGACGCUACACCUGUGUGGCUAACAACUCGGCAGGUCAAGCUAGCCGCCACUUCAACCUGAAAGUUCUGGACCCUCCACAAAUCAAAGGCUCUGGUGUACCAGCCGAGGUAUCUGUGGUGGUUAAUAAUGUCCUGGAGCUUCUCUGUGAGGCCUCAGGUAUCCCUACACCCUCUCUGACUUGGCUCAAAGAUGGACGCCCCCUGCCUCAGACGGACAGCCUCCGCCUCCUGAGGGGAGGGGAGGUGCUCCGUGUGGCCUCAGCACAGCUGGAGGACACGGGCAGAUACAGCUGCUUAGCCAACAGCCCAGCAGGAGAUGACGACAAGGAGUUCCUGGUUCGAGUACAUGUUCCCCCUAACAUUGCGGGGGAAAGUACGCCUCAGGAUGUGUCGGUUCUGCAGAACAGACAGGUCACUCUGGAGUGUAAGUCUGAUGCUGUCCCACCCCCGACGCUGACCUGGCUCAAAGACGGCCAACCGCUGAAGGCGUCUGCUCGUGUGCGUGUGCUCUCCAGCGGCCGCUACUUACAGAUCAACAUGGCUGAACUUGGCGACAGAGCUCAGUACACCUGUGUGGCCAGCAACAUCGCCGGCAAGACCACACGACAGUUUAACCUGACUGUAAACGUGGCUCCGACUAUCAAGGGCAGCUCUCAGACGGUUUCGGUGCACGUCAAUAAACCAGCAGUACUUGAAUGUAUAGUGAGUGGAGUGCCACCACCACGUGUAACCUGGAGAAAGCAUGGAGCCAUACUGGCAGGAAACAACCCCAGGUACACAUUUGCAGAGGACGGAUCUCUACAUAUUCACUCUGCUCAGGUGACCGACACAGGCCGCUACCUGUGCAUGGCAACAAACCAGGCUGGGACUCAACGCAAAAGAGUCGAUCUGCAGGUGUAUGUGCCUCCUUCCAUCGCUGAUGGACGCACUAAUGUGACAGUCACAGUCAACGUUCAGACCACCCUGUCCUGUGAGGCCACUGGGAUACCCAAGCCCACCGUCAGCUGGAGCAAAAACGGGCGACCCAUCAGCACAGACCAGAACCAGAAUAUGUACAGAUUACUGUCGUCAGGUUCUCUGGUGGUUAUAGCACCAACAGUGGAGGACACUGCUGUGUAUGAAUGUGUGGUCUCUAAUGAGGCAGGAGAAGACUCCAGAUUCAUUAACCUCACCGUCCAUGUUCCUCCAUCGAUAGCAGAUGAACCCACAGAGUUGGUUGUGACCAGACUGUCCCCAGUGGUCAUUGCCUGUACUGCAUCUGGUGUCCCAGAACCCACAAUCCACUGGAGCAAAGACGGCAUGAGGCUGCAGAAAGAAGGACAAGGGUACAGCAUCCUGCCCACAGGUCCAGUAGAGAUCAUCUCAGCUGAGAUCGCUCAUGCGGGACGAUACACAUGCACGGCUAAGAAUGCUGCUGGUUCAACUCUCCGCCACGUGCAGCUCACAGUGCAGGAGCUUCCUGUGAUCCAGACCCACCUGUCCACUAUGGAUGUGAUUUUAAAUAAUCCCAUCACGUUGCCCUGCAAAGCAACAGGUUCACCUCGACCCACCAUCACCUGGCAGAAGGAGGGCAUCAACAUACCCACUACAGGUGGUGCUUUCACAGUGCUGCCGAAUGGAGGCCUGCAGAUCUCUAAGGCGUCUGUGUCGGACUCUGGUACAUACAUUUGUGUGGCUCAAAACCCUGCAGGCACUGCACUGGGCAAGACGAAGCUCAGAGUACAGGUCCCUCCAGUCAUCAGCUCAGACACUCAGGACUACCUGGCACCUGUGGAUUCCUCGGUGACUCUGCAGUGUCAGGCUGAUGGCUCCCCUCCGCCCUCGGUCACAUGGCGAAAAGACGGGCAGACGCUGACUGAAUCUGUGCGCCAGCGGGCGCUCAGUUCAGGAUCCCUACACAUCGCCUUUAUCCAACCCAGUGACACUGGGCGAUACACCUGCACUGCUGCCAAUGCAGCGGGAACUGUCAGCCUGGAGAUGAGCCUGACUGUGCAGAUCCCACCCUCUAUCCGUGAUGGAGAGCAGGAGGUUGCGGUGGUGGAGAACACUCAGGCCCAGCUGGUGUGUGUGGUGGAGGGGGUUCCACAGCCCACUGUGUCCUGGGAGAAGGACGGUGAGCCCCUCAGUGAGAGCACAGCGGAGUACACCAUCCUACCGUCUGGUGAGCUGGUUAUUGACAUCGCUCAGCCUGAUGAUGCAGGCAGUUACACCUGUGUCGCCACCAACUCAGUUGGCCAGGACAGUCGGACUGUCACCCUGUCUGUGCAGACUCACCCUGUCUUCACUGAGCUUCUUGGAGAUGUAGCCCUCAACAAAGGAGAGCGCCUCCUGCUGGCCUGCAGUGUCAGCGGCAUCCCCCCUCCCAGAAUCACAUGGGCCUUCAACAACAAUAUCAUGCCAGUUCAUUAUGACCACAUGAACGGCCACAGUGAGCUGGUGAUUGAGAAAGUGAAUAAAGAUGAUUCUGGUACUUACACCUGUGUGGCUGAAAACAGCGUAGGGACCAUCAAGUCUGUGGGUUUUGUCUACGUCAAAGAGCCCCCAAUUAUUGACGGGGACCCCCACUCUAACCGGAUUGAACCUUUGGGAGGUAAUGCCAUCCUCAACUGUGAGGUUCGAGGCGACCCCCUGCCCACCAUCCAGUGGAGUAAAAACGGAAUAAACAUCCAGAUCAGCAAUCGCAUCCGUCAGCUGGACAACGGUUCUCUGGCCAUUUAUGGCACAGUGACUGAAGACGCUGGUAACUACAUGUGUGUGGCAACAAAUGAUGCUGGAGUUGUGGAGAGAAGUGUCACACUAACUUUACAGAGUGCUCCCACCAUCACUUUGGAGCCGGUGGAGACAGUAGUCGAUGCUGGUACCACACUUGUGAUCAACUGCCAAGCGGACGGAGAGCCCACCCCCGUUAUAGAAUGGUCCCGUCAGGGCCGCCCGUUACUGAGCAGCGACCGCUUCUCCACCCUGUCCAACGGUUCCCUCAGGGUCAGCAGCGCUCAGAAAGAGGACACGGCUGAAUAUGAAUGUGUGGCCAGAAACCUGCUGGGAUCAGUGCUGGUCAGGGUCACCCUCACCGUACGAGUCCACGGAGGCUACUCAGAGUGGGCCGAGUGGGGUCCUUGCAGUGUGUCCUGUGGUGUCGGAGCUCAGAAGAGGCUGAGACAGUGUAAUAAUCCACUGCCUGCCAACGGAGGGCGCCACUGUGUAGGAUCACACACUGAGACGCGCAGCUGUCAUGGAAAACCCUGUCCAGUGGAUGGGAACUGGUCCGAGUGGUCUCUGUGGGAGGAGUGUUCACGAACCUGUGGUCAGGGCAACAGAACCAGGGUUCGAACCUGCAGCAACCCUCCGGCUCAGCACGGAGGCAGGCCAUGUGAGGGGAGGGCGGUGGAGGUCAUCAUGUGCAGUGUCAGACCUUGUCCAGUGGCAGGUAACUGGGGCUCUUGGCUUCCAUGGAGCCCUUGCAGUGAGACCUGUGGUAAAGGUAUGCAGUCCAGAAUCCGGCUGUGCAACAAUCCUCCUCCAGCGUUUGACGGGCCACAUUGUGAAGGCACAGACACCCAAACCCAAGUCUGCAAGGAGAGGCCGUGUCCAGUUGAUGGAAAAUGGUCAUCAUGGGUGAGCUGGGGAGCCUGCAGUGUUUCAUGUGGCGGUGGGACCAGACAAAGGACACGCCUCUGUGCAAACCCCGCCCCCAUGCACGGUGGCAGACAAUGUGAGGGCAAUGACGUGCACAUCGACUUCUGUAACAGCGACCCCUGCCCCAUCAGUGGUAACUGGGCUCCAUGGAGUAGCUGGGGCAGCUGCAGUAAGACGUGUAACGGAGGUCAGAUGAGGCGCUACAGGACAUGUGACAACCCCCGACCAGCCAACGGUGGGAGAGCAUGUGCAGGCGCUGAUACCCAGAUACAGAGGUGCAGCACAGCCGUGUGUCCUGUUGAUGGUAACUGGGGCCCGUGGCAGUCCUGGGCUGAAUGUUCUGUUUCCUGUGGAGGCGGUGAGAGAACUCGUGUCCGCCUUUGUAACAGUCCAUCUCCGAGUAACGGCGGCCGAUCCUGUCCAGGAGACUCCUCCCAGCUGUCCAGGUGUAACACGCAAGCUUGCCCAGGUGGACCCCAGAAGGCACGUGGCAGCAUCAUAGGAAACAUUAAUGAUAUAGAGUUCGGCAUCGCUAUCCUCAAUGCCACCGUCUCAGACAGCAAAACUGGCAGCAAAGUGAUCAAGGCCACCAUUUCUAAUGUACCGAGGACAUUAGGCCCUGCAAUGAGGAAGCUCAUCUCCAUCCUCAACCCCAUCUACUGGACCACUGCACAGGAAAUAGGAGAAGCAGUCAAUGGUUACACACUAACAGGAGGCGUCUUCAGGCGAGAGACACAAGUGGAGUUUGCUACAGGAGAGAUCUUGAGAAUGACCCACAUUGCACGUGGUCUGGACUCAGACGGGGCGCUGCUUUUGGACAUUGUGGUGAACGGACACAUCCUACAGCUGCCGUCACACGCAGACAUCAGCAUUAAGGAUUACACAGAGGACUACAUCCAGACGGGCCCGGGCCAGCUUUACGCUCUGUCCACUCGCAUGUUCAGCAUCGACAGAGAGAGCGUCCCCUACUCCUGGAACCACACCAUCUCCUACGACGUGUCCAAGGGCAAGAUGCCUUACCUGGUGGAGAUGCUGCACGCCACCGCCAUCAGCGCUCACUAUCACCCCCUGGAGGAGGUGCUGGAGUACACCAUCCAUGCCAGUAUCUCUAAAGGUGACCGCAGUAACCAGUGUCCUCAGGGCUUCAGUUUGGUGUCUGCUGGGCCCUACUGCGCAGAUGAGAAUGAGUGUGAGGUUGGAAACCCUUGUUCUCACGCUUGUCACAACGCCAUGGGCACCUACUACUGCUCCUGUCCCCGAGGACUCACUAUUUCAGCUGAUGGCAGGACGUGUCAGGAUAUUGACGAGUGUUCGUUGGGUGGGAAUGUGUGCCACGAUGGGCAGGACUGUGAAAACACCAUCGGCUCCUAUCGCUGUGUUAUGCGGUGUGGGCGUGGCUUCAGGAGAACAGCCGACGGCCUCAGUUGUACAGAUGUGAAUGAGUGUCAGGAGUCCAGUCCAUGUAACCAGCACUGUCUGAACACCAUCGGUAGCUAUCGCUGUGCCUGUGAGCCAGGGUAUCAGCUCAGGAACAGACGCUGUAUCGACAUAAAUGAGUGCAGACAGAGGGUGUGUCGGUCAGAUCAGCAGUGUAAAAACACUCGGGGUGGUUACACUUGUAUUGAUCUGUGCCCCAGUGGAAUGACAAAAGGUGGCAAUGGAACGUGCAUAGACAUUGAUGAGUGCAGGGACGGCACCCAUCAGUGCAGAUACAACCAGAUCUGUGAAAACACCAGAGGCAGCUACCACUGCACAUGUCCACGGGGCUACAGGUCUCAGGGGGUGGGAAGACCCUGCGUUGACAUAAAUGAGUGUGAGCGCCCUCCUCAGCCCUGUGCCCACCAGUGCAUCAACACUCCCGGUAGCUUCAAGUGCACCUGCCCACCGGGGCGCCACCUGCUGGGGGAUGGCAAGUCCUGCGCUGGGCUGGAGCGUCUGCCGAGCUAUGAGAGUUACUCAUACGGCUACCGCACGUCGCAGUCCUCCCCUGAACGCAACUCCUACCAGCAGCUCUACCACAACCUGGCCUCUCAGAGCUACCACUCGUACGCGGCCGCCACAGGGGGGCGCUACAGGGGCCGUAGCCGCAGAAAGAGGAGCGGACCUCCCUCACAGCAGGGCUCCCUCACUUGUCUGCAAGGGUUUGUGUGGAGGGGGGGCCGCUGCUUAGAUAUCAAUGAGUGUGAAGUGAGGGACGCCUGUCAGCAUGAGUGUAUGAACACACCAGGGAGUCACAGGUGUGUGUGUCCUGCCGGGUACCGCCUCAUGACCAACGGCAAGACCUGUCAAGAUGUGGAUGAGUGUCUGGAGCAGAACAUCCAGUGUGGAACGAACCGGAUGUGCUUUAACAUGCGAGGAAGUUACCAGUGUAUCGACACACCCUGUCCACCAAACUACCAGAGAGAUCCAGCCACAGGGUUCUGUCUGAAAAACUGUCCCCCCAACGACCUGGAAUGCGCCCUGAGCCCCUACGCUCUGGAGUACAAGCUGUUGUCUCUUCCUUUUGGCAUCGCAGCCAACCAGGACCUGAUCCGGCUGGUGGCCUACACCCAGGACGGAGUGAUGCACCCGAGGACCACCUUCCUAGUGGUGGACGAGGACGUCACGUUACCCUUCGCCCUGAGAGAUGAAAACCUGAAGGGGGUGCUGUUCACCACACGGGCGCUGAGAGAACCACAUACGUAUCGCAUGAAGGUCCGAGCCCUGUCCUACAGCCAGGACGGAGGCAUCGAGUAUCAGACUACCUUCAUUGUAUACAUCGCCGUCUCUGCCUACCCCUACUGAGAGCACUUUAAAGAAUGUGAGGUAAGCGGCGAGUCGCCACGAUUUGCGUCCUCAACAAUAAUAAUGAUCCAUGAGCGAGAAGAGACUGAAAAAAAGACUUUGUUUGGUGUGUGACUGAGCCCAGUGAGUGCAGACACAGGACUGUGGGUUUACAGCAGAUACAAAACAAAGAGGAGGUGUGGACAAACUGACUAUUUAUUGGCUUUACUUGCUUUGUCAGGACUUUAUUCACAUUAUUGCUUUGACUUAUUUUGUCGUGUCAUGUCCCCUUACCCAUUUAGAUUUAUUUAUAUAUCAGUUAAGACUGACUCCUCACAGCUGAAACAUUGACCGCUGGCUCAGACAGUAGACCUCCGGCCUACUCAUGGAGACACUAAAAUAAAAAUUAGCUAACCUUUUAUUUACAUCUACCUAUUAUUAACUUAUUGGGAAGUGCUUGAAUAUGAUCAAGGGGCAGUUUCCACCUUCAUUUAGCCACCAAAAUGGAGUUGCGACUGUUCAAAUAUGGUGCUUGUUUUGGCGAUAGAAAACUUGACUGUCACAGAUGCAUCCUCAGGUCGUGGCCCAGCAUACGUCUUCAAGUGGAAACCAUGUUAUUUUUGUGGAAACCAACCUGUUUUGUUUUUUUUUUUCCCACCGAUUACAUCACAAGUGUACAACAAAGCUCCAUCCAACAGUUGAUAACUAAGAUGUAUUUUAUUUUUAUGACUUGUACAUAGGUGUCGUUUCUCAUAAUGUAUUGCUAUACUGUACUUAUUGUAUCCAUUUUUUAAUAAAAAUGAAAUAAAAUAAUAUACAGUGAUAAUUAGGGAUGUCACUGUAUGAUUGUGGCAUAAAGCAGACCUUACACUGUUUCAGCUGAACAGAAAGUGACUGUACAAACAUUCUGCACUCAAGUACAAAUGCACAUACUUGGAUGAGUUCACUAUCCUUGAAUCAUAAACUGAAAAUAUUGUAUGAGGUCAAAAUAAAGUUGACCUUUGGCCACCAAAACAAAAUCAAUUCACCCUUGAGUCCCAGAGAAUUUUCUUGUCAAAUGAGAAAAAAGUAAUCUUCUAUAUGUUCCUAAGUUUUCAUGUUUAUAAAAAAAAACAAAAAAAACUGGCAUUUACAGGUUCUAGUGACCUUUGACCUCUAACUAAAGAAAAAGCAAAGGUUGUCAAAAAAUACAAAAAAAGUAAAGUUUUUAAAUACCUACUUUAUUACUUCCAUCUGUGUCAAAAACAUCAGAAAAGCAUGUUAGCGCACAAACAUUUUUAAAAGAAUCACAACAAAGUUAUGUUUAGCAUUCAUACCUUUUAUUUUUUUGUCAAAAAGCACAAACAUAAAAAAGGAAUAUUUGAGUAAGGCAGUUGUACAUCAGUUUGGUAUGUUUCCACAUCUUCUCACACUCGCAAGAAGAGCAUCUCUGACUAGAAAUACAUGAAGCAGAAGGAGAAAUCACACCAUUCCUCUUUUAGUUCCAAUGUAAAACCAGUCAUUACUGCAUUAGAAAAUCUAUCUAAUGUCCAGAUGCAUCAUCACUGAUGACAGUAUUCAAACAUGAACCCCAUGUUUAAAUAUUAACCGGUGAGUGACAUGACUCUGAUGAUGCUUUUGUGUUUUAUAGAAGCAAGAUGUUUAUGAAAAAAUCCAUAAGUGACCUUUACAAAUGAGCAGGAAUAAAAACGGAAGAAGCAAAACCAAAACAGUAAGUUUUGAAAAUGUGACUCAUUACUUUGAAAGACACUUAAAUCUCCAACACUGUCUUAAAUGUUUUUGCUAAUAUUCAAGGGAAAGUAAUUCAUUUUUGUAAAACACAUUAUUUCCAUAAAAACACAAUAAUCAUUUGGCAACAGACAUCGUCUGCCUCAUAAGGCAGACACAAACAUUUCAUUUCCAGUUUUCUUCCUCAUAUAAAUGUGAGGGAACUGUGUAUGUUUGUGUUAAAAACAGGAUGUUACACUUCACUGAAAAGGGGAGGAUUUUUUGGAAAAAUCCAAAAGCGGGAAUUUUAACUGAGAUUCAAUACAAAACUCACUGGAUUUUUCCAGAAGAGACAAAAAACGUGUACAAAACACGGGUAUGAAAUGCUUAAGAAAAUACAUAUUAAGAGUGGGAUCAUGCAAAUGGUGUAUAUAUUCAUAUAUAAUUUUUUAUAACAAUCCUCUCCUGCAGUUUUAAAAUCCUCUAAGCCGUGUUUUCUAUUUUCAAUGAGAAUGGAUUUGACCUGGAGGUGACAGCAUAAUUAAAGAAAAUGUGUAGUUAUUAUAGAUUAUUUGCUGUUAAAUAUUAAAAUAAAACACAAACAAAAAAAAAACCACAAUCUGAGAGCAUAUCCUUGGGGCUCAUUUUCCUGAUAGUCUAAACAGUACCAGCAGAGUGAGAUGACGUCUGUACAGUAACAAACAGGACGUGAGGGGCAGUAAAGUGGGAUUAUAAGAGCGGCGGUGGAGAUGGCAGUCUGGGUAAUAAUCCUCAACUGGGCCUGGAUGAAUGAAUAAACAGAGACGGAUGAAAAACAACAUCCCCCUCCCCCUUCUCCCCAGGAUGGAUGUCGACCCCCGUGAGUAAAUCCACUGUCCUCCAUCUGUGACGGAGGCUUUUCCGGAGCCUCCCAUCGCUAAAGAGGAACAUGGAGGCAAUCAGAGGAUUUACACAGGGUUGUGCUUUUAUUCCAUCAGGAAGUCUGGACUCAGUACAAAGACGCAGUGAUUUCUGAAGAAGCUAAGAAAGCUAAAACCGUCUGUGUCUGACAGUCGACGGAGACACAUAAAAACACCGAUUCAGUCCUACAUUUUAAAGGUACAAUGUGUAACAACGUGAAUAAACGUACAUGUAUUAAUUGUGAACAGAUUGUAAAAUACCUUAAAACUGUGCAGGUUAUUUUGCCGCUGACAGCACCAGCUCAACACUUUAUUUUUUACAUUUCCAAUCCAAAUCCUACCAGAUACUAUUUCUAUCAUCAUCUUUAUCGAGGUUCCAAGUUAAAACGAUACUAAACGUGAUAUAAAAAGUCCACAAUCACUGCUGUGUCAAAAUGUAUGUUAGCUAGCCGGAAAUCUCUGAACAUGUCGAAACAAAUUCUCAAAUAUUCAGUCACGUUAAAUCGACCCCAGAUUUUAAGUCUAAACAACAGUAUUCCAGCCUGAAAUACUUCAAAACAACAUUCUAUUAAGUUACACCUUGCAGUUUUUGUCGAUCAUUGUUGCUGCGCUCAUGGCUGCAUUGGCACGAAGAUGAUGUCACAAUGUUUAUCUUGUGUAACUAUGACAACCAGCCACAAAGAGGAAGGAAUAUACCUACAACAGAAACGCAGCGUGCUCCUGCCAAAACCAAGACAAGUUGAACAACACUGAUAAUGGCAAUGGAAAAGAAGCAAUACACUGAUUUUGGGUCAGAUUUUCUGGAAACCUGCAAAAAAAAAAGGGCCAAAAUUCUCAGACGCACUGUGACGAUUUUUAAUUAAUAAUCUAAGACUCAUGUUGGGAUAAAAACCCUGAUCGCUACAGAGUAGUGAGGGAUGUUACAAGGACUACAGAGGCCAGUGUCCUGUGGAAUGACACAUAUUGUUCUGAGAUUCCUCCCAGUGUAAACUCCAGCUCAUGAGCCCCUCUGCUCCUCUACAGCAGCAACAAUGUACAACACCAGCUAACGUUAGCAUCAAAACAAGCAACCAAUUCCCUGCACAAAACACUCCAACAUUACGUCUGCAUAAGUACACACGUGUGAGCUACAGGAUAAUAAUACAGUACAGUUAGUACAGACGGUUUUAGGAUUGUUAGACAUUGUACCUUUAAGGGAUUUGUCUCUGAAUUAUGGAAUUUGGAAUCAUGGUUUGAUGUAAAGUAGCAACAGAUGAUGAUUUUUAAUAUCAGUUUUUCCUAAAUUUGUUGAAAUAGUAAUAACGAAAUAAAAUAUACAAAGA